This is a messenger RNA of Aspergillus glaucus CBS 516.65, 1626 nucleotides long. RefSeq lists its product as uncharacterized. Bases 1 to 1626 code for a protein of 541 amino acids. Lineage: Eukaryota; Fungi; Ascomycota; Eurotiomycetes; Eurotiales; Aspergillaceae. The transcript has 2 exons. The record is from RefSeq and is a predicted model, not a curated record.
AUGGGGUUGAAGGCGUGGGAUAAGCAUCAGCAUACGUUGGCGGAUUUGUGUCGGUCAUUUUUUGGGUUUGAGAAGAGUGGUGGGGAUACUGCGAGGGCGAAGGUGAAGGAUACGGAUGCGACGGCGCGUGUUAAGUCGGAGGGGAGCAAGUCGAAUGCACGGGCGAGAGACACGCCGAAGGCAAAUGAUAAUGUGGCCCCGGUAUUUGAGGCUUCGCAGUCGCAGGGCUCUGUGGAUACCAGAGCAAAUGAUCUCGAGUUUGAUCCGAUUAGUGGCCGCAUGGUUCCGAAGCCUGCAGCGGCAGCUACGACAGGUGAGGCCGGUGCAUUAUCUAAAGACGGCACCUCAACCGUACCGGACACGUCCAAUGUGGAGGAUGGUCAUCUUGGAUCUUUAUCUCCCACCAAAAGCUCUAGCGAGGCCACGGCCGUGACAUCCGAUCCAGACAUUGGCGGCGUGCAGCACAAAGAACCAGAACAGCGUGCAAAUGAAAUAGCACAGGACCAUGGUAUCCCUGAAUGUGCCGAAAAUUCCAAUCUGGUUGAUAGCCAGCAGCCAAAGAGUCUCACUCCUGAUGCGCAGCCAAAUGAGGGUCGAAAAAUGAAGGGCUUCUUCUACUUGGACAAGAAAGAGCCAGAGAAGCUGAAGAUUCAAGAUUCGCCACAGCAAUCAGAGCCUUUCCUCGUACCUGAGAAUGAAGAGUUGGAUCUCCUGCGUGCAAGCGAUAUCCGCGCCUCUUAUCCCUCAAAAGGGUUGGAUAUGAAAUCCGAUGUCCAGAGUAAGAAGGUUGACGGCGCUUUGGAGGAAAUUACUCCGGAUGAGAAUUCGGUCACUGAGUCGAAUCCUGAGUCUCAAGACUCUUUGGGCUCUGUUGAUGAGAGAAGCACAGAAGCACCAAACUAUACCGGGACGCAAUCUUCAUUGCAGGAAGCAGAGGCCCCUCAGUCCACUCAACCGCAAGUACAAGACGGACUUCCAGACUUCACGAAGGUUCUUGACCAGACCUCCGAAACACACUCUCCUAUUCUGAGUGAAUCUGCAUCUCCAGCCACGUACCGUGUGCUCGCGUACGAUCCAUUUACUAUGCAGGUUACUACGGCGGACACGGACUCUUCGCUUGCUCCUUCACAUAAGAUCCUCCAUCCUAGUGAUGUCCUUCCCCGGUUGAGCAACCCGGCGCAGUUUCUGCCAUAUUUUGAGGAGAUGCGGAAAGAGGGCUAUGAGAUUGUCUCCGGUGGCGGGGAUAUCCUCGUCUUCAAGAGAUUUUUUUAUGUCGAUAAGAGACCGUCAGACAAGUCUUCUCUUGAAACCAAAGAACAUGAAGACACAACUGCAGACGGUGUUCUCAAAGAACUCCAAGAUCAGGCAGCAUUGAAAUCGCCCCAACUAACCGAAAGCUCUUCCGCUAAAACUUCAAAGACAGAACCAGAGACAGAAAUACCUCCACGAAAGCAGCGUUCUGCAUUCAACAACGCAAUCCGUCGAAUGCUCUUCACUGGCAUCGCGGCCGCAGGAACAUGCUAUGCCUUUGGCGUUGUAGUGGAGUACUUCCGCACUGGUGGUUCUGAUGGACGUGGUGUUGAUGCGUUUACGGUGUUUGAGUCUGACAGACGGCAGAUGGAUUAG